GAGCGAAAACUUCUUACUACGCCCCUGCUUAAGAUGGUUUUCACUGCUAAUGAAACUAGUGAUAUCAACCUCAACUGCUUUGUUCGUGGUGUUACUUUUUAUCAACCUAACGAACAUGUAGUCACUUCUGUGAAUGACAAUGAAAAAGGUCAAGGAGAAUUUAUGGAAUCAAGUUUUGUAAAUGCUCAAGGGGAAUCAACUUAUUCGCAAAUAGAAAUUUUUUAUUACUUUCCCACUUUGUAUAUGGACAGUCUCAGAAAAAAACCUCCUUAUCCUCAAGAUGGUGAAAAAAGCCCUAUUCACAUCCUCAUAUACCACUCUGGUACUGACGACCCCCCAGAAAUAGGCCGGGUUCUACAAAGAAAUGUGAAUGCUCAACGUAAUUUUGGUAUCGAACAAGUGCAAACGCUUAUUACACCUGAUGGUACAAGAACCGAGUUUAAUGAGGAUCAAGCUCUCUUACCAAAGAUUAAUUACGAGCCACCUUCAAUGAAUUUUCAUCGAAUUUGUUUCAUUAUUUUUUCAUCUUUUAUCGUACCAAUAUUUUUUCGCUUUGUAGGAAACAUAUAUGUUGGUAUCGCAACUAUUUUUGUUGUAACUUAUAUGGGAGUAUAUUUGCAUGUAAGAGAAUACUCAAAGAGAAAUUGUAAUAUUAUUCUUGUUGCGUUUCUGGAUUACGUUAAGAAAAAUACUUCUUGCUUUCAUUAUAUGCCCCGAUGGAUGGAUUUAUUGCGCUAG
Messenger RNA from Funneliformis mosseae, 738 nucleotides. NCBI's taxonomy places the organism in Eukaryota, Fungi, Glomeromycota, Glomeromycetes, Glomerales, Glomeraceae. The record is from the annotation of a GenBank genome assembly.